This is a messenger RNA of Verticillium nonalfalfae, 1254 nucleotides long. Its product is annotated as copper-binding transcription factor. The record is from RefSeq and is a predicted model, not a curated record. The transcript is spliced from 4 exons. NCBI's taxonomy places the organism in Eukaryota, Fungi, Ascomycota, Sordariomycetes, Glomerellales, Plectosphaerellaceae. Bases 1 to 1254 code for a protein of 417 amino acids.
AUGUUGGUACCGGAAGUGCCACAUCCCCUACCCACGGCAGAUUUGAUCAACGCACACCAUCAGCGCCCCCAACGCAAGGACGAUAAUCCGGAACAAACUGAAUCUAACCUCGGAUCUCUUUGGGUCUCUCCAACCCAGUCAGAGCAGGUCAUUGACAGUAUCACAAAUCUUCUUUCCGUCACGGAAACAUGGCAUGAUGGAGAAAGCAUCAAAGACCACAUUCUCUACAGAAAUGGUACUCUCCAGGCCGACGGGUCAUAUCACUGCCCCUGGGAAGGUCAGGCGUCAUGCGAUCACGAGCCAACCUUGUACAAGGUGAACUACGAGCCCUUCCGGUGUUCCUACGAGGGCUGCGAUCGCUCCCUCGUUGGGAAUGGGUUCCCUCGCGCAUGGAACCUGCAAGACCACUUACGCCGUGUACACGGCGAUAAGGAGAGCGGACCGUCGCAGCUCAUGGACUCCCCUAGAGAGGAGACUCAAGCCCGUCCUUGGAAGUGCCCCGAUUCGGGUUGCAAGUACCACAAGGACGGCUGGGCCACAGAGAAGGAACUGAGCCGCCACGUUAACGACAAGCAUAAACUGACGCCUCCUAUCUACCGGUGCCAAUUCCCACCCUGCCCCUACAAGUCCAAACGCGAGUUCAACUGCAAGCAACAUAUGGAAAAGUCCCACGGGUGGGAGUACGGCCGUUCUAAGACCAGUGGCCGCAGAGACUCAGCCGGCAGCAUUAGAGGCUUCAAUCAAGGGCUGAGCAUGGGUUCUGCGCAGACACCUCUGAUGGGUGACACACCCCGACCAAGCGGCAACCGAAUCGCCCGCACAAUGACGGAUGCGCCCAGCGAUGCGCCCGCCAACACAAACCUGUUUGGAUCGUACCUGUCUUCCGACGGCUGGAGUGAGAGCGAUUCAUUCCUCGACUUCGACGACCACUUGCGCAACCUUGAACCGGACGAAUUCUCACUCCUUCCACGGCCGACUGAUGCCGGCGACGGUCCGCCGCCGGACGACCGGCCCGAGGCGAUGAGCAUAGCGCCCGUAUUGAACACCGGCGCGGCGCCGCCCUCUCUGCCCCCGCCACGGCAGGUUCCUCCCGUCCCAUCAUCCGUGAAUGAGCCGAUGCAGGGGUCUGAAGGGGUUGAUACGAACGAAGAAGCCUUGUUUAAGCAAAUUGGGGAAGCGAUGGGCAUACCGAUUGGGGAUGAUAUAACGCUGGCAUCGGCCGGGGCUGAAAGUCCGCGACCACGGCAAAACUGA